CCUGCUACUGGUUUCCCAUCCACACACACACACACACACACAGCCGCAGUCAGACGGUCUCUCCGCAGAAACGGCGCAGCAGGGGAAACAAACUCUCUUCUCUCCGCUUACAAACCAACAACAACUGUCGCAGAAGUGAAGUCCACGCGAUGUUGAGCACGAAAGGCUGCCGUUUAGUCUGACAAGACACCCUACGACGCGGAAGAGGCUGCUGAAAGUGGCUGAAGUGUGACAGCAGCUGGAGAAAUUAACCGAAGGAAAUUGAGGAGAGCCGCACGUGGAUAAACCGCCGCUGAACACAUCGGAAGAGUGGAUCGUGUCCUCUCCACUUAUACUGUUCACCAGCUGUUAACCCCUGCUUACUUCGGAGAUGAGUGCCAAGUCAGCCAUCAACAAGGUGGUAUUCACACCCCACGACGAGAAGAUGCUUGCUGCUGUGCAGGUGAAGCGGAGGACCAAGAAGAAGAUCCCCUUCCUGGCCACUGGUGGGCAAGGAGACUACAUGACCUUCAUCUGUGUCUCAGUGACAAAUAGGAAACCCUCCCAUGUAUCCAUCACUAAGGUGAAGCAGUUCCAAGGAUCUUCUGCCUUCGUAAAAAGGUCACAGUGGACAAUCGACCAGCUACAACAGGUCAACGGCAUUGACCCGAACAAAGACUGUCCAGAGUUUGACCUAAUGUUCGAGAAUGCUUUCGACCAGUGGGUCGCUGGUUCAGCAGGAGAGAAGUGCACCUUCAUCCAGAUUCUUCACCACACCUGCCAGCGCUACAGCGCAGCAAGGAAACCAGAGUUUGUCAACUGCCAGUCCAAACUGCUGGGGGAAGACCAAGCUGUAGAUUCAGUCAUUUUCCGUUGCAAGGUCUAUUUGAACAGAAUGCGGAAAGAAUUUUUUGCACGCCACGGUCAUCUGCUAAGACGAGGUAAGCCAGUACAGUAAAGUAUGCAAAACUACUUGGACUAAAUGAACCCUUACUAAAAAGUGUUGAGGUCAUCCAGAAAACAAGGAAAAACAAGUUUCUCUUUUUUAAACAAGAGUGUUGCUCACCAACAAGUGAUGAAUCCCAAUAGAAGUCACGCUUCAUAAGAGGCGUGACUUAUCUCACAGCGAACAAAUUAUGAUCAAUUAAGUAUUAAGAAUAUCUAAAGCAGUACUUGCACUUACAAGAUCUGACUACACUAAAUUAGGUUGUUGUUAAAAGAAAACAAAGCCUUCCCCUGCCUUCUGAACUGAGGGCUCUGUGCUUGGCUCUCAGGGAUUGUGUUGUCAAGUUUUAAAGAUAUAGUGAAGUUAAUAUUUACACACACACAGAGCUUGCCUCUGUAUGCUCCCAGUGAGCACAAGGUCAACAUUUCCCUGGUUUGUGUUUUCACUGUCGGGGGUGGACUACAUGCUGAAAGGGAUUUUUUUAAGUUUACAUCCAAAGCUUAUGUGAGUUAUGUUCACUGUCCUUGCCCCUCACUGUCACACUGUGUGCAGAGUCGCUGAGUAAUGCUUUGCAGAGGUAAAUCACAUUUUGACGUACGAGGGCAGUACAAUGACGGAGUGCUUCUUCCUUAAUGGUUUCCUCAGUAUUCUGUACUUCUGUAUAUCAUUUCACACAUUAACAUUCAAGCUCAGACAAGAUUAUGAUGAAAUUGAUGACCGUUUAAUGCAUUGUGUGCUGCUGACAUUUAUCUGCUGAUUAAAGCCACUGAGAAUAGGCUGUUCAUGAAUGCCUAUUGGCUAUUUUCCCAGUCGGUACAGAAUGUUCCACGUUUGUCCCCAUUGGUGUCCUUAAUUAAUGCCUCGCUUUUUAACCAGCAAGACAGUGACUUAACUAAAGGCCGACUGAGCGAUCGAGGUCAAGCCUUUCCCCUCAUGAAAUAAUGUCAGGGCUGAGUGAUGCCUUGCUUUUAUCUGAGUGGUUAACCGAAGGUUUUAAGGAGUCGUUCAGGCCACGCAUCUGCCUCACUCCAAAGUUAAAAAGUGCCUGUAGGACACAUGAAUAUAUGCAUUAAAAGUAAAUGCAAUUUUGUUCAAGAAGCGCAGAGCAAACACAAUAUCUAUACAUAUUAAUGACUAUUUAUAAUAGGAUCAUUUGUCCCAAACCUCAGCACUGGAUGACACAUUUUCCAUUAACUGUUGAGUAAUAGUGCAAUGGAUUUCAUGUAGGUCAAAGAUGAUGCCAAGCAAGUCAAAGUCCUGGAUGCCGGUGGUGGUGGGGAAGGGGAGGAGCAACAUUGUGGUGAUUGUAAGAAAAUGAUAUAAUGAGGCACAUACUUUGGGUGUAUGCAGUUUGUAUUUCACACAGAGAGAGAGAGUGUUGUAUCAGAGAAAGCCGGAAAUGUACAGAUUGCUAAAUGAUUUGGAAACGUAGAGAAAGGGAGAACCGCUGUGUAUAAAAGGUUUGGGAGUGACCAUUGAAAGUGAGAAUGAACUGUUUAGGGAAUAACUGCAGGAGGAAUGAGGAGAAAAGUGAUUGGAGUUUCAUUAUGCUGCUGCAGAUAAUGUCAAGAUUUGCAUUAAUGAAAUGGCAGCAGGGUUUUUACUUGCUGCAUAGCUGUGUCUUUAGGCCCCUAGGAUGUUGAUUACAAUAGCCAUUUCUUGUUUUGUUUCUCAUUUUAUGGAUCAUUAUUUUACUGUACGCAUAAUCUGUUUGAAAUUGCCAAGUAGCAGCAUUGAUUCUUUAAGCCUCUGCUGUAUUUAUGAUAGACUUGCAUCUCUAGUUGUUAAUGUACUCUGUAUAGCAAACGGAUUCUUGUCCAAUAGCAUGUAUCCUCACAACAGUAUAUGAUUUAAAGAUAAAUUAAGACGUUUUGUCGGUUACACUGAAACUGUAAAUACAGUUGUGGUUCGGGUGGAAUUCAUCAUAAAAUUGCAAUUAUAAAACGUAACUGUAUAAUAUUCCUUGCACUCUUCUUUGGUAACUUUUAUGGCCAGUUCUCUAGCAGCAACAGGGGAUUUUGUUGAUUUAGGUUGAAAAUGUUAUUGUUUUAUAUAUUGUAUUAUUAUUGAUACAAUAUGAAAUGUUUAACACAUUGAAACAGACACAUUUGACAUGAUCCUGUAUUCACUCAUUUUAAAUCAACCAUACAUUUUUAAAGUAGUUGACUGUAUAGAUCAGUUUUGUGCAUUUUUUUUCCUGCUGUUUACAGAUUUAAUGUGAUUUUGUACUUAAACUAGUACAGUAAAAUGUAAUCAUGUUGUAUGUCAAGCAGAAACUUGGAAAUUAAGGUCCAGGUUGACAAUAACUGCAAUUACUGAGUCGAUUCAGAGUGGAGAGGCUCUCGAUAGGUUGGUGCAGCUUAUGUGAAGAGUUGGGAUCACUUUCAGAAAGAAACAGAAUGCUUCAUAAGUUUCUUUGGAUGAAUAACGAAAUCCCUCCGGUAAUAUCAGGGUAUUAAGGAGAAUUAUUGAUGGAACUUGUCGAAGUGCAGAUAAGUAUGUGCUCGGUAAUAGAAAUUAUUGUAAGACACACUCUCCCUUCAGACACCCCCACGUUAUACCCCGCACCAUUAUCCUGGAGCAGUGAUAAUAGGAUCAUAUACACUGCCAGAGUGAGCGUAUUAAAAGCCCUGUAAUAUGUUCUGUAUUGUUUGAAUGGAUCUUUUUGUGUAGGUGUGUUUGUUCUUGAAGUAAACCCUUGAAUCUAAUCUAUCCCAUAUACUUUGCGAGUAAGUGUGACUUGGCUGUCAGCGUCUCGUAAAGUGUAGCUGAAAUGUUCCCGUUGAUAACCAUCAGCUUACUUUCAUCAGCGCCACAGCAGCACAGCCUGUGAUCUACUGCCUACAGCAGCGCUGGAGAAGGAGGGGUUGACUUUGAAUGAACUCUCCCCUUCAUGUUAUGUUUGUCUUUGCUCAUAGUUUCUAUUUUCUGGAAUAUUUUGUUUUUGUUCAGUCUCCAUUGUUAAAGAAACACUGGCUUGAUAUGAUAUUAUGGGAUAUGACAACAAAAUUCCUCCCGCAUUGUUGAGAGAGGCGUGCCACAGGACCGGCCUCGUACUGCAUCAACAAUGCCAGUUGACAAAAAUCAUCACAAAAAGCCCCUCUUGUAGAUGCACCAGUCAUCAGUGUCAUAACAGAAAAAAAGUCUCCUGCGUCAGUAAAAUGACUGUAAUAUUAUCAGUAAACCUCCAAAGUAACACAAGUAGCUGUUAAUACUGAUAACACUGACAACUGAUCAGCUCCCACUUUAAGUUAAGAGUCACUAAGGCUGCAGCGAGGCCACCACAUUACAUAAUUUACUCCUACAUAUCUUUCAUUCAGCUCUUUCAUGAGCUUUUCCAGAACAUCUCCAGCCUGCCUUUUACUGUAAUUACAUUCUCCACUGGGGGAGCCCACGCUGCAGCCCGCCACUGAUCUCUGGUGAGAAGAAAGACUCCAGAGAAAGGAAAAUAUAAGUGCAGACAAAUGAAGGGAGAUGUUCUCUUGAGUAUAUGGUGGGGAAGGGUUGUGAGAGUGGGGGUUAUAUUGAGGAUGAUGGCAGUAUCACUUCCUGGGCUCUUCCCGGGGAGGAGGGGAUUAAGAGGAAUCUGUCUGAAGGUGAAACGGACAACCUAAAGCUUCUCAGUCAAAGUAUUAUUAUUUAUUUUUUCUUUCAAAUGGAAGCAGAGCAGGGAUGUCUUUUAGCCUGUGCAAACCAGAAAACACUUUUUCAAUGUAUGAUUACACAUGAUUUGCUUUGCAGUAAAGUAAAUAUAGUUGUAGACUAUGGAGUUCUUGUAUGCCGUAUACUGUUAGCAAAUGAAAACGCAAUCCUGACAGGUGUGAAGCUUAUUUCAUCAUAUGUCAAGAUGUUUUUUCAUGUGCAAUGUGUCCUCUACUCUGUGGUUCAUUUAAAGUAAUCUCUGGAAAAUGUAACAAAGAAAGGCCUUGUGUAUGCGUUUCCAUUCCCUUUUGUGUGCGUAGCUGGAUGAACAUCCAUCUGUGUGUCUGCGGCACAGGUGUGUCUCUGUAUGAACGGCUUUGACUUUAUCAAGUUAACUUCUUUUGAAGGAACACCAGCUGCUUUCGGGCUGUCAUAUAACCCUCUGCAGUAGAGCAUAGCUGUCCCAAUUAUCUGUCACUCAGCCUACCUGCUUUGAUGCCACGGGACAUGCGCUCACUGUAUUGCAAUUUCCUGUGGGAGUAGAUCGAAUCUGGCUCGUUAAGUCUUAAUACAGCCAAUACCGUCAAGCUUUGAUCGGUCUGUUUCUUCUCCUCAAACUCAUUUGCUGUAUUUCCAAAGAUAUAGACCCUGGAAAAAUCGAAGCUUAUCUUUCCACCGGGUGUUUGUUGUGUUUUUCUUUCUUAUUUUUCACUUCUCCACUUUUUAAAGUUGGGUAAGAGCUGACAGUGUAGCUGGGUAUUUGACCGUCCUGGACCGGCUUCACCAAAUCAGUAACCUGAAGAUAUAUAUUCUAAAAGGCAGAAUAUUGUGCCCCGAGUCAUUUUUGGGGGUCUUUUUAAAUGCUGGGAUUCUUGUGGUGCCACUCUGGUGGUGUAAUUAAAAUGGCAUGUAUUGCUCUGUAUUGCUCUGUAUUGCCGACAAAGAGAAAGCAGCAGGAAGAUUGCUGUUCUGAGGCUCGUUGCUACCAUGGCGCAUAACUGCAGUCCCGACGUGCGGUAGAUUAAUGGCUUGUCAGAGGAAACAUCCGCAGGGCUGCCACAGUUAUCGGAAGAUGUGUUCUCUGUCUUUUAUCCACUACUGGAUCUCCAGGGCUGCCCAUGCAGCCAAGCACAUAGCAUCUCUUUAUUACAAUAUAGUGAGGAGAGGAGAAGAUGAGAGGGGAGGAGAGGAGAGAAGGAGAAGGAGAGGAGAGGAAUGACAUGCUUUCUUUAAUCCGGUCUUGCUGUUGCUUGUUUAAAAGGUUAAUUCCACUUGAUCUUUCCUUGAAGUAGGUCAACUUUGAAGGAAACUCAUUAGCCACCUUACCAUGUUGCACCUGAUGGAAGCUAUUUACUGCAUCAUGUUUUAGUCUUCCAGAAUUAACACCAAUGAUUGUGGUCACUGAUUUAAAUACAUGCUUCUAAUGUCACAGGUACAUUUGUUACAACUGGUCUCUUAAAUUCAGUUGUUCAACUAGUGAAUCUCAAUUCUUUCCUCUUUCGUGUCCCACUUUUCUUCUUCACUUGUCUUGGCUCUGUCUUGCCUCUGUCUUGCCUCUUCACCCCCCCAACCCUU
Messenger RNA from Anarrhichthys ocellatus (wolf-eel), 6142 nucleotides. It is a transcript of the gene stxbp6, whose product is annotated as syntaxin binding protein 6 (amisyn). Gene Ontology annotation, molecular function: phosphatidylinositol-4,5-bisphosphate binding. The coding region runs from base 371 to 937 and encodes 188 amino acids. Gene Ontology annotation, cellular component: exocyst; plasma membrane. NCBI's taxonomy places the organism in Eukaryota, Metazoa, Chordata, Actinopteri, Perciformes, Anarhichadidae. Gene Ontology annotation, biological process: Golgi to plasma membrane transport; exocytosis. The transcript has 5 exons. The record is from RefSeq and is a predicted model, not a curated record.